UCCGUCUUCUGGAAUUCUCUGAUUCUCUCCUCCUCCCCUCUCUCUCUCUCUCUCUGAAGAAACCAAGACCUUAUCCAAUCCCUCUUUCUGAAAUUUUCGGCGCAACAGCAGGAUAAAAGAUGCCGGCGACAGCAGGUAGGGUUCGUAUGCCCGCCAAUAAUCGGGUGCACAGCAGUGCUGCCCUUCAAACUCAUGGAAUUUGGCAGAGUGCAAUUGGUUAUGAUCCGUAUGCCCCCAAUAAGGAUGAUGCUAAGAAUUCCUCCCAACCCAAGUCAUCGAAUUCCGAACCAGAGGCUGAGAAUGCUUAUGCUAGUUUCCAAGGUCUCCUUGCCCUUGCCCGCAUAACUGGAUCUAAUGCAGAUGAGACUCGUGGGGCAUGCAAGAAAUGUGGCCGGGUCGGGCACCUCACUUUCCAGUGCCGCAACUUUUUGAGCAUUAAGGAUGAUAAAGAAAAAGACCCAGAUGCGAUUCAGGCCUCGGUUUUGUCUGGUUUGGAUAAGUUGAAGGGGAACAUGGGCAAGAAAGUGAAUGGUAAGGGUGCAGUUGAGGAUGAGAGUGAAAGUGAGGAAGAGGAUGAGAGUGAGAGUUCUGACUCUGAUGCUGAUUCUGAGAUUGAGAGGAUUAUUGCUGAGAGAUAUGAAAAGAAGGGUAGUAGCAAAAAGAGGUCAUCCAGAAAGGAGGUGUCAGAUGAUGAUGGAUCAGAUUCUAGGGAGAGGAAGAAGAGAGGUAGGUCAAAGAGAAGGAGUGGGAAGAGGGUAAGUGGUGAUUUGGAUGAUGAUGAUGAUGAAAGUCGUAGGAAGAGGAGGAAGGAGAAGAGGAAGAAGAGGAAUGAUUCAUCUGAUGAGGAGAAAUCGUCAGAUGAGGAUAAGGAGGAGCGUAGACUAAGGAGAAGGAAAAGUAGAAAGGAGAAGAGGAGGAGGAGAAGUCAUCGCUAUUCUGAUGAUUCGGAUUCAUCAGGGGAUUCUGAUAGGCAUAAGCGGAAGAGCAGAAGGGCUGCAUCAUUGUCUGAUUCUGAUAUCAGUGGCUCUGAUGAUUCGCGGGUUGGCAGGGGCACAAAGCGGUCUGAAAAGAGGAAUAGGAAACGGCAUCACAAACAUGAUGAUUAAUGCCCCUGAUUGUGACUGAAAGUUGCUGUUGCUGAUUGUGAGGUAUAUGGUUAUGGUGAUUCUGCAGUAAUUAUUCCAACCAGCAAUUAAAAGUGGUCAGGCUAAGCUUUUAUCCACAGUAGAUUCUGAGAUGAGGUGCUUGUGCCCCUGAAGUGAAAAACAAAAAACUUGUUUAAUUUUUCUGUCAUUGUAUCUUCAAGUGGCCUGUUAUUCCACACACCUGUUCUGAUUGUGGUUGUUAUCCUUGGAUGUCAUUUUCUAUUAUCAAGAACUGGUUUGAUUGAGAGUGUAUUCCCUACAUGGAUGGAUAGAUCCGAGUCAAUUAUCCAUUUUCCAUUAUGCCUUA
Molecule: messenger RNA, 1452 nt
Organism: Vitis riparia (riverbank grape)
Lineage: Eukaryota; Viridiplantae; Streptophyta; Magnoliopsida; Vitales; Vitaceae
Product: CAX-interacting protein 4-like
Exons: 3
Coding region: 120-1106 (328 amino acids)
Molecular function (GO): nucleic acid binding; zinc ion binding
Source: RefSeq, a predicted model, not a curated record